Messenger RNA from Ogataea parapolymorpha DL-1, 672 nucleotides. RefSeq lists its product as uncharacterized. Lineage: Eukaryota; Fungi; Ascomycota; Pichiomycetes; Pichiales; Pichiaceae. The transcript has a single exon. Bases 1 to 672 code for a protein of 223 amino acids. The record is from RefSeq and is a predicted model, not a curated record.
AUGGAUCUUUCUAAUUUGUCCUCUAAUUUACCGCUGUCUCAGCCGAUAGAUGAUGAUUCGGUCGAGCAGAUUAAUAGAGAGCUCUCGAAUGAGUUCAAACUAGGAGCAAGGUCCAUUGCAGCGCUCUACCGGCUGUCCAACGCCAAAAACUCCUUGUUGAAGGCUAAGGGAUAUCUUAGCUGUUUAGACGACAUACUCAAUCUAAUUGACAACGAUCAGUCGAUCACGACGCUGGAUCAAUUGAAAAUAGCCUUAAUGACCAAAAAGACAGAACUCACAGGAAAGAAAGAUAAACCGCACAAUCCGCAACAGCAACAGGAACCUGUCAAGGAUGAGAUUUCCACCACGGGAGAGAUUCCUGCAGACUACAAAUUCCAUUUCUCCUCAGAUACGCCGUCGCCUCAUUUUCCUCCCUCUAAAUUACCCCUCUCCAUCCAGCACUGUAAUGUCAAACAUAUAAGCCACCACAGCUCCUCACAGCAGCUGACAAACAGGCUGAAUAAACUCAAAGAAAACUUCAAAAAGGCUGUGAAUGAUUCCAACGACGAGGACUCGGAAGACGCAGAACACAGCGAGUCUGACGAGUCCAUGGUUUUAGAAGACUGUCAGAAAAGACGCAGGCUCGAUACCCACGCUGCUAAGAAAAACAUAUCUGAGCAUGACCACAUAUAG